This is a messenger RNA of Colias croceus (clouded yellow), 4631 nucleotides long. Its product is annotated as transcription elongation regulator 1-like. Gene Ontology annotation, molecular function: transcription coregulator activity; RNA polymerase binding. Lineage: Eukaryota; Metazoa; Arthropoda; Insecta; Lepidoptera; Pieridae. The record is from RefSeq and is a predicted model, not a curated record. The coding region runs from base 107 to 3286 and encodes 1059 amino acids. The transcript has 19 exons. Gene Ontology annotation, cellular component: nucleus.
UUCCGCCAUUGCGAAUGCAAAGUUCGGUUUAAAACUGCGAAGUGCAAAUAUUGUUUAUAGGAAUGCAGAAUAGUUUCAGUGUAGAAAUAAUAAGUGCGUAAUAAAUAUGGAGGAAGAAUAUAUGGACACACAAGACUCCGCCGCGAGUGAUAGUAAUCGCAAUGAUACAAAUGAUAAUAACAGUGAAACAAAAAAUGACUUCGAUUUUGGUUAUGAAGACUCGUAUGAUGAUGAAGACAGUGGAAAUGGUUACCGAGGAGCACCGCGAGGCCGCGGUAAUUUCAGGGGUCGCGGCAGAGGCAUGCCGCCCCCCGGCUGGAUGAACGGACCUCCACCAAUGCGUUUCCGUGGCCGGGGCUACGGCCCGGGCGGGCCUCCGAUGCGGGGCCGUGGGUUCUUCCGCGGCCGCGGCGGUCCCAGAUUCGGUCCGAACGGGGGACCGAACUUCGACAACAACUGGGGGCCAAUGGGACCGCCCCCGCCCGGUAUGAUGGGCGGCCCGCCGCCGUUUGGCCCACCGCCGCCGGGCAUGAUGCCGCCCGGCGGGCCGAUGGGACCGCCACCGAAUAUGAUGGGACAGCCCCCGCCGUUUGGCCCGCCAGGCAUGCCGCCGCCUAAUAUGCCGCCGCCAGAAAUUUGGGUAGAGACGAAAUCGGAAGAGGGUAAAUCAUACUACUACCACCACAGGACGAGGGAAACUACAUGGACUCGCCCGCAGGAGAGCCCCACGUGCAAGGUGAUCACGCAAGCGGAGAUGGAGGCUAUGGCUUCUAGCGGCCAGCAUCCAGGCAUGGGCAACCAAUCCAUGCCGAUGGGCAACCCGAUGGGGCCCCCCAUGGGCAUGAUGAACGGCAUGAUGGGCAUGAUGCCGCCCGGCGUGGGGCCCCAAGGUGGGGGCCCCGGCGCUGUGCCCCCGUUUAUGACGCAGCCCCCGCCGUGGGUUAAGGAGGAUGGCCAGAAUGACAUUACUGCGAAACAAGACCAACCCGAAGCGGCAGUUGACAUGGACGAAAUGCCGCCGGGCGAAUCUAUACAGAAUAAUCAGCAGAUGCCCAAUUCAGCACCGCAAACGACAACAGCGCCAUCGGGGCCCCCGUUAGGCCCUGGGGCCCUGGGACCCAACGCGACCGGGCCCCCGACGGGCACCUGGGGACCCUGGGGAUGGGGCCCACCGCCGAUGGUAGCGCAGCCCGGCUUUGUAGCCCCCGAGGGGAACGGCGCCCCACAACCAGCGGCGAAUCAAAUGAACGCACAAGUGACAAACGACACGGAUUCACCGAUAGUUUUAGAUGGUACACCGCCGCCCUCUAAGAAGGAACCCACCGUGAUACCCCCAGAAUUAGAAGCGGCAGCAGCAGAGUGGACUACACAUGUAGCCCCGGACGGAAGGGCGUACUACCACCACGCGGCUCGGGCGCAGAGCGUGUGGGUGAAGCCGGAGCCGCUGCAGAGGCUCGAGGAAUUAAAAGCCAAAAUUGCCUUCGAAAAGGGAGAGAAGACAGAGAAGAAGAAUGACCCAAUAAUACUUGACGGUGUCAUAGACGUCGACGAGCUAACCGACGCGGAAGCGGCCGCGGAAGCUGCGCGAGUAGAGAAGGAGAGAGCGGAGAGAGAGAAGGAGGAGCGCGAGCGGGAGGAGAGGGAGCGAGAGGAGAGGGAGAGGGCCGAGCGGGAGAGAGCGGAAAGGGAGAAGCCGAAGCCGGACAAGAAGAGGCCGGUGACGAGCAUGCCUAUAUCUGGGACUCCAUGGUGCGUGGUAUGGACGGGCGACGGGCGCGUGUUCUUCUACAACCCGACCGUCCGUCUGUCUGUGUGGGAGCGACCGGCACAACUGCUGGGCCGCAAAGACGUGGACGCGGCCGUCGCUCAGCCGCCGCACUUGGCGCAGCCGCGCAAAGACACGGCGGUGACUACGCCGUCGAAGACGAACGGUGAACUGAAGCGAGGCAUCGAUUCGGACAGCGAGUCCGAUACGGACAUCAAGAAGAGCAAGAAGGACGAUGCAGUAGCGGCCACGGCCGGCGUCAACACAGCCACUGCUCCAGCAGCAGCAGCAGCAGCAGCAGCAGCAGCAGCAGCAGCAGCCCGCAAGCCGAAGCUGGACGCGAGCGCAGCGCUGGAGGCCGAGAUGCUCGCUGCUCGGAAGCGGCUCGAGCUGCCGUUCGAGCAGCGCGUCGCCGACUUCCUGCAGCUGCUGCGCGAGAACGACGUGUCCGCGUUCAGCCCGUGGGAGAAGGAGCUGCACAAGAUCGUGUUCGACGGCCGCUACCUGCUGCUCGAGUCCAAGGAGCGCCGCCAGGUGUUCAACAAAUACGUGCGCGACCGUGCCGAGGAGGAGCGCAAGGAGAAGCGGAACAAGUUGCUGCUGAAGAAACAAGCGUUCAAACAGCUCAUGGAGGAGGCCAAGUUGCACGCUAAAUCGUCAUUCACGGAGUUCUCGACGAAGUACUGCCGCGACGAACGGUUCCGCGGUAUAGAGAAGCCGCGCGAGCGCGAGGCGUGCUUCAACGAGCACGUGGCCGAGCUGCGGCGUAGGGACAAGGAGGAGAAGGAGAGACGACGGGAGACGGCGAAAACCGACUUCAUACAACUGCUCAAAGACAAGAACGUGGACCGUCACUCAAGAUGGAUAGAAGUCAAAAAGAAGAUUGACCUGGACGUGAGGUAUAAAGCGGUUGAGGGUAGCACGCUGAGGGAGGACUACUUCAGGGAGUACUGCAAGAUGGUCAAGGAGGAGAGGAAGAAGGAUAAGGAGAAGGAGAAAGAGAAGGAGAAGGACAAGGAUGGGAAGGAGAAGGAUCGCGAACGCAGCAGCAGGAAAGACAAAAAGGAGAAGGAUAGGGACAAGGAUAAGGAAAAGGAGAAGGAGAAAGAGAAAGAUAAAGACAAGGAGAAGGAGCCAAAGAAAGAUAAGAAGAAAGAUAAGAGCGAGAAACAGGAGCCGACUGAGGACGAGAAGAAACAACCGACGCCGCCUCCAGACCAGUGGGCGGAGAUACUCGGCAUACCCGGCGAAGACGACUCGAAGUCUGACUCCAAGUCCGACACCAAGUCGAAGCCGUCUGACAGGAGCGAGGAGUCGUCUGACAACCCCGUCUCCCCGAAACAGUUGCGAUCCUCGAAAAAAGAAGCCCCCACACCAGAAAAGAAGUCCCCCCUGAAAUCUCCACUCGCUUCACCCCUGAAGAAACGGAAACAGGACUUCAAGUCGCCGGAACCGGAAGUGAAGGGCAAGAAGAAAACGGAAAAGACUGAGAAGCGGAAACGGAAGUCGGAGAAAGAAUAGUGUUUGCUGAAGGUGUUCUGCAGGCGGGCGACGUACAGGCGAUGGAGGAACUAUUAAAUGGUUGUGAAGUGUAUAGAUAGUGACUUAGUGUGGAGUGGUUCUCGUAUUGAUCAUUGUGGGGGUUUAGAUUGGUGAUGCGUGGAUUGAAUAGAAAAGUUUGAGCGCUCUUUUUCCAAAAAUAGGACGGUAUAAAUAGGUCAUAACUUGUGUACUACUACGCCCUUUUUUGGUAGAUAGAAAUCGGUAUAGUACAGAGUGUGCAGAAUUUUUACUACUCGUUUGUCAGAAAAAUGAAGGUCGUUAUUGCAGGGUGUUCAUAAUUUGCUUGCACUUAACGCUCGUUUUUGUAAGAAGACAAGAGGUUAUGUACUACAACAUGUUCUUAGUAAGAUUUGUGGUGUUAAAGCACUUAUUUUAAUAAAAAAAAAAAAAAAAUCAUUUAUUGAUCAAUUUGUGGGUUAGGUACAAACAUGUAACAUUUGGACCCCAAACUAGGACAGCCUGUAUUUUGGGGUCCACCUUCCUUAAUGACACAAUAAUAACAAAACUAUAGCAUAAUAUUAACUUAAAUAAUGAUUAAAUGGUCAAAAGUUUUAUAUAUCAAGGACAUUACUAUGUUAUUUCCAGCCUAAUUCGCGCGAAGUCGCUGUCGUGUUUCCACACUGGAUGUAAUACUGCUUUAAGACAUCGUGGUAGGCUGUAUACUGAUUUUUCGGUUAUUUACUAUUGAUGUAUAAUAAUUUUUUAACCAUAUAAAUAAUUUUCGAUUGAGCAAGAACUGAAAGUGACACGCAUCUACCAAUUUAAAUCUUUGAAAGAGUGUAUACAGACAAUAUUACCAGUAACUCAAAUAUAAACCGAUCCAAUAAAUGAUUGAAUUAAAAGAAAUGUCAUUCGAUUAUUUUAUGACACAUUAUGUAAUAUAACGAACCGCCUUAUAACGUAGUUUCUAUUUAAGGCAAUUGACAACUUAAUCUGUGAAUAUAGUGCGCUCUCUUUCUAUCAAACGGACAUUAUUACAUGUGCGAGAGAGACGACAUGAUUUCUACCCGGACUUACAAAAUGACCAAAAGUGUACUGUAAAAACGAAAGUGUAAAUAAUCGCAAGUACUAUAACUAUAAUACUGGACCCUCAGGGAGCGCGUGAUCGUAGUUUAAAGUCCAGGGACGCCUCUCCACCCUUAGCUGCUCACAAUAUGUUGCCCCCUUGUCGCACUAUUGCAGCGACUUAUUUCGGGGGCCCAUACAGUGAGAGGGCGAGUCACCACCUGCCAACAUAUUUUUACUUUCUUUUAGUAGAAAGGCAGGUGCCAUAGUUUCCAAUAGUCCCCAAAUACCGGCCCAU